Molecule: messenger RNA, 4263 nt
Organism: Lachancea lanzarotensis
Lineage: Eukaryota; Fungi; Ascomycota; Saccharomycetes; Saccharomycetales; Saccharomycetaceae
Gene: ESC1
Product: LALA0S01e05182g1_1
Exons: 1
Coding region: 1-4263 (1420 amino acids)
Source: RefSeq, a predicted model, not a curated record
AUGGUGUCAGAAGAGCAGCAUUAUUUGGAAAAUGAGAAUUAUCAACGGUAUAGUUCACCUCAGCAGACACUCCUGCCUAAAAAACGGUUUGUUCGGUACAAUUCGGUGCUCAGGAGAAGAGGGCCUUUAAAUGACGAUCGGCUACUGGAAAAGAGGGUUUCAAAGCCCAAUAAAGAAAAGUCAGGGAGUCCAGACAGUUUAGAAGCUUUGCAGUGGGCUCAGAAAUUUAUCUCAAGGGGCCGAAGUUUAUUGAAGACUGUCAGCAAUGAGGACAAACAGUUCCAAAGGGAAUUAGAGCAGAAUAAAAUACGCACAAAAGCUCAUGAGAAAUGCAUAAGUGGGCUGUUACAAGACGUUGUAGAAACUGAGGAUAUUGAUGCUGUGGGAAACGGUGAUCGUUUCGCAGAUUCCCAGCACUACGGAACUGACACAUCAUUCAAAAACUACGACGAGACAAUGAAUGCCAGCUUGGCUUUCACGGACCUGGCAACUCCCAAUAACUACACUGGAGAACCUUUCGAAGUGCGUGAUAAUAAUCAAGUGUUUGGGGAGAGUCAUGAGGGAGAAAGUGAAGAAGAUGACGAAGAAGAUGAUGAUGGUGAGGGCGAGGAAGAGGAAGAGAACUACCAAACUUAUCGAUCUGGAAGUCACUCAAACCAAGCUUCUGAUAGUGACGAUGAUGAUGUCAUAGAGAUUCUAAGCACUGAGGAAUCAGCUGAUGAGAGGCCACUUUCUUCCGCGACCCAGCUCCAUGAGGACCGCGAUCAAAGCAGCUCCGAAAUUCAAGAUGAUAGCGCUUCGGAUAGCAAUCAAUCAGAAACCUCUGAAGAAGACGAAAAAGGUCUUUUCCACUCUGAUAGUGGAAGUGAAGUUCAAGAACAUCACGGCCCAAGUCUCCAGCAUGCUGAGAAAGCAGUUUUGGCCGCAAAUGUCUAUUCGGCGACAGGCAAUAUCGCUCCAUUUGACAGCUAUGAUGAGCCAAGAAGCGAGCUGUUGAACCACAUUGAUCCUGGACUAAAGUGCGAGGAAUCGAGUUUCAACUCUGGCGAAGAUCAUGACGAAGCAGGUGUCGUCUUGGAUGUGGAAGACUAUGUGGAAGAAGAAUCUGGCGCAUUCGACAGCUGCAAUCUUCCACAUCUGAAUACACAUGGAAUUGCACCAGCGUUCAACCUUGUCGAAAAAGAGAAUGAAGCCAGUUCUGCAAUAAGUCAGGAAGAGGAAGAAAGCUGGGGAUCACAGGAAAAUCUGGAUUCAGACGCAAGCGAACGCACUGCAGCAGAAUUUGGCGACCGGGAAUCGCAUGACUUUCAAGAAAUGGUUGAGCAAAAUUCUUCUGAAGGCGAAGUAGACCUGGACCCCGAAAACGGUGACAAGGAUGCCUGCGUUCAAGGUAGCAAUGAAUUCAUUGACCGUGACGCCCCAAUUAGCUCUGAAGCUGCAGUUAAUUACGAUUAUACGAAUAUCGCCAGAGAUGCCUUUAAUCAAAGAGACGCAGUUGACACCAUUGCAUCUAACUUUGCGUCGCCAGCGAUUUUGGACUCCGACACGGCAAACGCACAUGUCAGUGAUGAAAGUAAUGAACCGCUUGAAACCCAGGAGUCAGAGACGCAUCGGCUUUCGCAUGCUUCUGACAACGAGGUCCAUAAUCAAGAGUACGAAUACAAUAAUGAAGGAAGUGAUGCUGAAAGUGGCAAUCUGCUAAUUGAAGAAGUUGACGAAGAGAUGGAACGUCAAACAUCUGAAGAGGACCGAGCAGACGAUGAAAACUGUGAUUCUGUAAAAGAUGAUGGCUUUCAAUCAAGCACAAGUGAACCUCCGCAAGACGAGGUAGAAAUACUUGAAUCAGAUUCCGUGAAAGAAAUGAGUCCUAGAAAUUUCGCUGUUGACAAGGAGGUUGGCAUGCAAAGCUCAACCUUUCUUGCGCCGGUGGAAUCCUCAUUCCAUUUCGAGAACAAUGCUGACCAAACUAUUACUACAACUGUUGGUGAUACGACUUAUUUUUCAUGUGGUGAAGAUGCCGGACACCAGUCUAUUUUGCGUGGGAUGCAGCUCGACGAAAACAAAGCUGCUUCGGAUGCUAGUAACGCGAAGUACAAGCUGGUGUAUUCAGAAUCUCUUUAUAGCGAGUCUGAAAAUGAUGACAGUGACGACAAGGUAAAAAGUGACCUUACCGAUUAUGUCUCUGCAUUUGCAAGUGAUCCAUUCUCUGUUACAAAUCUAGAUGCACAGCUUAGGAUAGUAAAAGAGAUGAUUGGGGGAUUGGAAGAAGCUAGUCAGAAGAAAGUUACAAGUGAUAGGGCCGAAUCGACUAGAACCCUUUCCGCGUGUGGAUCUGAGGCUCAUUCAAGUCCGCAUCUAGUGUCAAAUCCCCAUGUAACACCAGAAGACGUGGAUUUGGAUAAAGCUAAAACUGAUAUAAAAGAGAACACGCAUGGUGACUCCGAUGUUCUAAAGGUGGGAGCAGCAACGGUCCAAAGUUUGGGUACAGAGUCUCAAUUUAGCUCUGACGUUGAUGAAAACAUAGAAAGAAGUUUGAACACCCAUCCAAUAUCCCAUAACUCAGAAGAGCAGACAACUCAUGGUGACGUUAAUUUCAGGGGCGUCGAUGCUUUGGAGACACCUGAUGUUCCACCAGCUGCGAAAGAAGCUGUUAAUUCAAAUAAUGAGGGCUUCACGAAGUCUUCAGAGCAGCUCGCAGUUUUUGAGUUGAACGAAAAUGAUCAUCCACUUCAGGACAGGCAGGAAGAUAGUGGGAUCCAGGGAAGCAUCUUGGUUGAAGAAAUAGUAGAUGAACGAGAAAUCUAUGCCACAAUUCAUACAGAACCUGACGUGUCGAUUGCUGGAAGUGAACGGGAACCAUCAGUCUUCGCUCUGUCUAAUGUUCUUGAGACUUCAUCACUUGGAGACGCUGACUUCGAUCCCCUAGAUAAUUUUGAGGACCAGGGUGUCGGGGAGUCUCCGAAAAUGGAUGAUUCUGGAGGUUCCGAGAAUAGUCUGUCAGCAGGAGAUUUGGAGGGUUCUUUUGAUACGGCCAAAUCAGAGCAUAUGCACGUUGUCGAAUCUGAUCUGAGUGCCUUCGAAGAAUUGAGGGAGAAGCCAGACUCAAAUGAGAAUGACUCGAAAACCUUAUCAGAGAGCGUUCCACUUGAUAGCGGAGAAAUUGAGCCAUCUGGUAGAGGCGAGCAAUUUGGCGUUGAGAAUGAGAACGACGAGCGUGAUACCGAGUGCACUCCAGUUUUCGGAACUCUAGAACCGCAAGAUAGUGACAGCCGUUCGACAGUCUCCACUUCAUUUUAUGAGGUUACAACAGGAGGUGAUGUUGGCUCGCUCAAGAGAACUCACGAUAAUGAAGUCGAGGAGAAUCCGCUGAAAAAGCGUAACUUUUUGAAAAGCACACUGGAAUCCACCUCGGAUCGAAUCUCCAGAGCGAAGGCCAUUAUCACAGAUGUGCCAGGCAAGGUCAAACUGCUGAAAUUUAUUCCCCAACAAAGCUCUAAGCUUGUCAGGAAUGCCGUUGUCAUCGGUACUGUUCUAGCUCACAGGCCUAUCACUUUUACUAACAGCUUGAAAGCGGCGGUAGGGGAUGUGACUGAGAGGGCUGAGCGUCGUAUUACAACGAGCCUAAGAAACGAACUGAGAGCUCUGAAAGCCAAGACUUACAACGAGAGACUUUUGCAAAGUCUGGAGCACCUCGACUCUGCGUCAGACGAAAGCGAGAGUGAGGAUGAGACGUCAGCAGAGGAAGAAGAAGAGCUCCUCACGCCGAACUUUUCUGAUCAAACAGAUACAAGCAUUGCUACGGGUGAAUUCACGGACAGCACGUUUCGCGGUUUUGAUGAUUCAUUUGAGGGCUCUGCCGACGAAAGCAAUAUGCCUCAUGUUUAUCAAGAGACAACAUUACGAGUCAACCAGCCCGAAAUUACAGAUCGAAACAUAAUCAGUCUUAAAGAGGAAAACGCUUCCACCGGGUCCACAGGGAUAAAACAAGAUGAAGAUGCUUUUUCUUCACAACAUGAAAACGCAGUGUCUGGAUUUGAUAAUAGUUCCGCAGGCUUCGACGAUUUUUCAAUAAAUCCAUCCACCCUCGAAAUUGACAACAGCAUCAGUCUGAUAAAUACACCUGGAGAAUCUUACUAUUCUUCUACUGAAAGCAGUGACGAUGACAGCGAUUUCAGCACCUCGACAGGGCUACCUCGCAAUGCUCUUUCACGACGUAAAGUCCGCAAGCGUGUCAGCAAAAGAGGUCGUAAAACCCGGGUUUGA